Messenger RNA from Chenopodium quinoa (quinoa), 915 nucleotides. RefSeq names its product protein DOG1-like 3. The transcript has a single exon. The record is from RefSeq and is a predicted model, not a curated record. Gene Ontology annotation, biological process: DNA-templated transcription. NCBI's taxonomy places the organism in Eukaryota, Viridiplantae, Streptophyta, Magnoliopsida, Caryophyllales, Amaranthaceae. Gene Ontology annotation, molecular function: sequence-specific DNA binding. The coding region runs from base 1 to 915 and encodes 304 amino acids.
AUGCAAUCAUCCAACUCAAACUCACCCUUAUCCUCACUCGAGCCAGGGCCUAAGUCUAACUUGCCAAAACGUAAGUUUGAGUAUCAGUCCGAGUCUAAACCUGCACCUUUCAACAAGUUCUUUUUGGACUGGCUCCAGGUCCAGGAGCGGGACCUGGAGGAGCUCAAGUCCAUGGUCAAAACCCACUCCGAGUCGACUCGGCAACUCCAAGAACUCGUCGACCGAGUCAUGACCCACUACGAUGAGUUCUACCGGGCUCGGUCCGAGUCGAUCAAGGAGAACGUCCUCCUUGUCUUAAACCCCGAUUGGCUAUCCAAACUCGAGGACGCCUUCCUUUGGCUUGGAGGGUGGCGGCCCACCACGGCCGUACACUUGCUCUACUCCAAGGCCGGGCUUCAGUUCGAGGCCCGACUCAGUGAGUUACUGAGUGGGGUCAACUCGGACGAUCUCAGCAACCUCUCACCGAGUCAACUCGUCCGAGUUGACGAGUUACAAAGACAGACCAUUCACCAAGAGAGGAAGUUGACCGAGAUUCUAGCUUCACACCAAGAAACAAUGGCUGACUCAUCCAUGGUUGAGCUCUCUGAGAACUACACCGAGUUAAAGCGGGAUGCUGAGUCAGCAGCUCGGAAGUCUGACCGAGUUGACUCAGUAAAAGAUCGAGUUGACUCGGCUCUAGCACCAAAGGAGCACGGAUUAGAAGAUAUUUUGAGGAAGGCGGAUGAUCUACGGCUGAAAACGCUUAAAAGUGUGGUUGACAUUUUGACUCCAAUCCAAGCCGUUCAUUUCUUGAUUGCUGAUACUCAACUUCAUCUAAGGGUCCAUGAGUGGGGUAAGUUAAAAGAUGAAGAUGCAAAGAGUUCGAAAGAGGCCCGUGGUUUUGUUGGGCCUGGUGGGCCUCAGCCCAGCCCAUAA